AUGGACUUCGUAGGGCCAACAUCAAAAUUGUCAAAAGGAAAUCAAUAUGUGAUUGUGUUAACCGAUAUGUUUUCAAAAUUUUUCAUAACAAAAGCUGUACGAGACUGUUCAUCAACAACAGCAGCACAAUUUUUAUUGGAAGAAGUAAUCUUGAAGUAUGGAACACCAAAAGAACUAGUCACCAAUGGAAGUUACCUUACAUCAGCUUUAUUUGAGUCACUCUUAAAAUUAGUGGGGUCGUGUCAUAUCAGAGUCACACCAUAUCAUCCACAAGCCAAUAGACAAUGUGAAAGAUAUAAUGCUACGUUCCUACCAAAGGUAUUAACACUUGCUAAUUCAACAAAAACGAAUUGGGACGAAAUGUUAUUGCUGACAACAUUCAAUUAUAACAACACACAACGUGCUAUAACAAAAUUUACAUCUUUUGAAUUGAUGUAUAGUAGAAAUUGUAGACUUUUGGUAGAUCCAGUAGGUGAAACAGGUGAAUUACCAGAUCCACAACAAUAG
This is a messenger RNA of Didymodactylos carnosus, 507 nucleotides long. The record is from the annotation of a GenBank genome assembly. NCBI's taxonomy places the organism in Eukaryota, Metazoa, Rotifera, Eurotatoria, Philodinida, Philodinidae.